Octopus sinensis (East Asian common octopus) is the source of this 315-nucleotide messenger RNA. RefSeq lists its product as uncharacterized. The transcript has a single exon. The coding region runs from base 1 to 315 and encodes 104 amino acids. The record is from RefSeq and is a predicted model, not a curated record. NCBI's taxonomy places the organism in Eukaryota, Metazoa, Mollusca, Cephalopoda, Octopoda, Octopodidae.
AUGUCAUUGUUUCGGACUGGUCAUUUCGAGGCAACGGAUGAACUCCAGUCAGGGCAGUCAACUUCUGCGACUGCAGACAAGAAAGCUGAUGCUGUGCACAUCACGAUUCUCGUGGAUCGCCGGAUUUCAGCUAAAGCCAUCGCUGAGAUUCUGGAUAUUUUCCACAAAAUGAGUGUCAAUAUACGUGAACACAAAUCAGUAGCGCAUCAGACAGAUAUCAAAGCCGAUUUUGGGCCAGUUUUCAGCAGAAAGGCUGGUUUAAUGGCUUCUUUAGUAACUAUGGAUGAAACCUGGUUUCAUAAUUAUGAAUUCUAG